Messenger RNA from Schizophyllum commune H4-8, 1554 nucleotides. RefSeq lists its product as uncharacterized. The transcript is spliced from 4 exons. The record is from RefSeq and is a predicted model, not a curated record. Bases 121 to 1341 code for a protein of 406 amino acids. NCBI's taxonomy places the organism in Eukaryota, Fungi, Basidiomycota, Agaricomycetes, Agaricales, Schizophyllaceae.
CACAAAUGUGUUGUCCAGGGCCAUCAUCAUCGACGCGGCUCAUAGUGAUGACGUCGAUGAGCAACGACGCGACGCGCAGGUCGCCAUGAACUGUAUCGCACCUUGUCCUUGACUAUAACCAUGCAGAACCCACCGCUUAUCGACCCUCCCAAGGCCCUCUCUACAGACUCAGCUCAGGACUGGGCAGCAAGCACCCAGAACGCCCUCGCGCAGUCAAAGGAGGCAGUCAACACCGAUAUGGAGCAAGAACGCAACUUCGCUGCGCCUUCGACUGCCGCGUCUACGCCAGGUAUACCCGGCGCCUACCCUCGAAGUUACUCCACCGAGAACGCGAGCGGAAUGGGGGCGGGCUUGACGGCAGGCGCCACUGGCCUUCUGCAGACUGCAAAGGAUUACCUGCCGCAGAUUCCCCAGUCCGUGGCUUCCUACUUCCAGGGCGCCCCGAACGGCCAGGCUGAGCACACAACCGCUGCGGACAUGCCGUCACAGGAGACCGCAGAUGAAUCGCUUGGGAAGACCGCCGGCGCUGGUGCUCUUCCAGGGGCGCCAACAGAGGCCGCGGUGGCACAGUUGCCGGAUGAAAGGUGGACGGAAGGCGUUGGAGCAAUAGUUGCUCCUGAUAUGAAGCCGGCCGCCACGUCUGAUGAGAAUGGCUCAGCCAAAGCCGUUCUCGCCGGGAAGGAGGAGGCAGACGCGAAGGCGUCGGCUCCAGAACCGCAGGGAUCUUCUACAGGCAUCAGUGCCCCAGCACCCGCUGGCGUGGGUGACCUUCCUGGAUCAAGCUCUGAGGCGGCAGUCACGGUAUUACCGGACGAGAAAAAAUCUCAGCAUGCCGAGCCCGAAGAGCAUUCGAGCCAUCGGUCAACAGACAAUGUCGAAGAGAAGGGUACGGAGAAGAACUCGCAGAGCCGGACGUCGUUAUCGCCGUCUGCUCAUGAUGCGGCUAACAAGCACGCGGACCAACCGACUGCCAACACAGCGGCCCGGACGCACCCGCUCGCUGGCGAAGGUGCCGAGUGGCAUGGCGUGCCCCUGGACGAGAAGAGCCAGCAGAGGCUGGAUCGCGACCCCGAAUCCCUGGACCGUGGCGAGCUUGUCACUCACCCGGAGAAAAACAAUGCCGUCUUUUCAGCUCACCACAACGAAGAGUCGAGCAGCACAGCAGGACGGGGGUCCGGACAUAAGAAGACGGGGUCCUCGGUGUCGAUGAGCAGCAGCGGCUCACCGCGCAAGAGCCGGUUCUUCGACAAGAUCAAGGGAGAAGCGAAGAUCAUCUCCGGCAAGCUGGGUCACAAUGAGGAGAAGGUGGCAGCGGGAAAGCGUCUUGCGGGAAAGAUCUAAUGGCUUUAAUCACCUCUCUAAUAUGUCGACAACGCCUCGGACUUUUGUGCGGACCGGAUAUGGACCGUUGCAUAUACUGUGUGGCUUUACGAACUGACUGUACUAGGAUUGUACUCUAUGUUGGCUCUAAUGACUGUGUAACUUCAUCUGUACAGAUAACAGUCUCGCUCGUGCGCACAAAUAUAUAUUCAAAAUAGUCCCUUAUGGAAACAA